This is a messenger RNA of Sciurus carolinensis (gray squirrel), 2433 nucleotides long. RefSeq names its product upstream transcription factor 2, c-fos interacting (gene Usf2). Bases 773 to 1759 code for a protein of 328 amino acids. The record is from RefSeq and is a predicted model, not a curated record. Gene Ontology annotation, molecular function: protein dimerization activity; RNA polymerase II cis-regulatory region sequence-specific DNA binding; DNA-binding transcription factor activity, RNA polymerase II-specific. Lineage: Eukaryota; Metazoa; Chordata; Mammalia; Rodentia; Sciuridae. The transcript has 10 exons. Gene Ontology annotation, biological process: regulation of transcription by RNA polymerase II.
AGCCCCACCUCCGGGUCCCCCGGUGUUCCAUCCGGGCCCACGUUCCAUCCAGCGGCGGGCGGCGGGAGGCCGCGGGAGGCGGUGGCGGCGACCUCACGCCCCGCCGAGACCCAGGCCCGCGCGUGCCCGCCGCCAUCGGAGACAGACAGCGCGCGCGCUCCCCGGGGGCUGCCCUCCCCCCGCGCGCGUCAGUCCCGGGCUCGCGCCGCCGCCGCCGCCGCCGCCGCCGCCGCGCGCGCGCAGCUCAAGUAAAGGAGGAAAAAAAAGGGGGAAAAAAUAGAAAGCGGCGGCGGCUGCAGCAGCGAUCCGCCGCCGAACGGGUCCAGGCCGGGAGGCGGGCGCGCGAACCGGCGAUCUAGGGGAGAGGCGGCGGCCAUCCAGAGCGGGCCUUGUUAAAAUAAGUCGCGGCGGCGGCGGCGGCUGCUCAGGGAAGGAGGCCCGAGGGCCGCGUGCAGCGGGCGGGGGGCGGCCGCGCUGAGUCCCGGAGCCUCCGGCAGCCCGGAGUCGGCGGGCGGGCGGAGGCGGCGGCGGCAGGAGGAGGCGGCGGCUGCAGGAGCGACGGCGGCGGCGGCGGCGGCAUCUCCUCCUCACAUGACCCCACUGUUUGUCCCCGUGAUCAGCGCGAGCGGCUCCCGUGUCUCCUCCGUCCCCUCCUGCCGCGCGGCGUGAGCGCCGGGCUCGGGGCCCCCCCGGCCGCCCGCCCCCUCCCCUCCCUCCCUCCCCCCUCCCCUCCCCCCCCGGGCCCCGCGCCCCCCCCGCCCCCACCCCCCCCAUGGACAUGCUGGACCCGGGUCUGGAUCCCGCUGCCUCGGCCACCGCUGCUGCCGCCGCCAGCCACGACAAGGGACCCGAGGCCGAGGAGGGCGUCGAGCUGCAAGAAGGCGGGGACGGCCCUGGGGCGGAGGAGCAGACGGCGGUGGCCAUCGCCAGCGUCCAGCAGGCGGCGUUCGGUGACCACAACAUCCAGUACCAGUUCCGCACAGAGAAUAAUGGAGGACAGGUGACAUACCGCGUAGUCCAGGUGACUGAUGGUCAGCUGGACGGCCAGGGCGACACAGCUGGCGCCGUCAGCGUCGUGUCCACGGCUGCCUUUGCGGGGGGGCAGCAGGCUGUGACCCAGGUGGGCGUGGACGGGGCAGCCCAGCGCCCUGGCCCCGCCGCUGCCUCUGUGCCCCCAGGUCCCGCAGCACCCUUCCCGCUGGCUGUAAUCCAAAAUCCCUUCAGCAAUGGUGGCAGCCCAGCAGCGGAGGCUGUCAGUGGAGAGGCCCGGUUUGCCUAUUUCCCCGCAUCCAGUGUGGGAGAUACCACUGCUGUGUCCGUGCAAACCACCGACCAGAGCUUGCAGGCUGGAGGCCAGUUCUAUGUCAUGAUGACACCCCAGGAUGUGCUGCAGACAGGAACACAGAGGACGAUCGCACCCCGGACACACCCCUAUUCCCCAAAAAUCGACGGAACCAGAACACCACGGGAUGAGAGAAGGAGAGCUCAGCACAAUGAAGGAUUAUUGCUGUUUUUCCUGCAGUGGAGCGGAGGCGGAGGGACAAGAUCAACAACUGGAUCGUCCAACUUUCAAAAAUCAUUCCAGAUUGUAAUGCAGACAACAGCAAGACAGGAGCGAGUAAAGGGGGCAUCCUGUCGAAGGCCUGCGAUUACAUCCGGGAGCUACGCCAGACCAACCAGCGCAUGCAGGAGACCUUCAAGGAGGCCGAGCGGCUGCAGAUGGACAACGAGCUCCUCCGGCAACAGAUCGAGGAGCUGAAGAAUGAGAAUGCCCUGCUUCGAGCCCAGCUGCAGCAGCACAACCUGGAGAUGGUGGGCGAGAGCACCCGGCAGUGACGCCCGCUCCCACCGUGCAGCCGCCGCCGGCCUCUGCUGCCCCCUCCCCCAGCCCUUAGCACAGAGAGGGACAGACGCCCCUCCCCCAGCUGCGUUUUUUAUAGUAGAUUUUUAACAAAAACGGGGAGAAAUAAUGCAUUUCUGUGGAUACAUUGCCCACCGCCCUCCUCAACUUGGGACCCUGUCUGUUGGUCUCCCCUCCUCUGGCCCUCACCAGGCCCCGGCGCUUCUAGUGGUCUCACCUGGGGGCGAGAGGGAAGACAGAGGCCCUGCUGCUUCCCGCUGCUUCCUUGGUCUCUAGAGGUGCUGAGACAGGGUGCUUAUGGGAAGGAGGGAGCCUUGGGGGGGCCGUCCCUGGGGCCUGGACCUAAGCAGGGAGGCCAUGUCCCACCUCACCUCUUGUUUCUGGAUCCCUGCUCCCUCUGGGGUGUGUGUAUGUGUGUGCGCGUGUGCGUGCGUGCGUGUGUUUGUGUGUGUGUGUGUGUGUGUGUGUGUGUGUGUGUGUGUUAAUUUUCUUUAUGGAAAAAUGGACAAAAAAAAUAGAGAGAGAGAGGUAUUUAACUGCAAUAAACUGGCCCCUGUGGCCCCCGCCUUGUC